Messenger RNA from Gastrolobium bilobum, 681 nucleotides. RefSeq lists its product as uncharacterized. NCBI's taxonomy places the organism in Eukaryota, Viridiplantae, Streptophyta, Magnoliopsida, Fabales, Fabaceae. Gene Ontology annotation, molecular function: polysaccharide binding. The coding region runs from base 1 to 681 and encodes 226 amino acids. The record is from RefSeq and is a predicted model, not a curated record. The transcript is spliced from 3 exons.
AUGUCUUGGAGAAGGUUUCUCCUUCAUCUUCCACUUCUUGUGAUCCUCCUAUUCCUACCUUGCCUAACAGAAGCAUAUGACGUACGUGCCCCUUCAUCUUGUGGCAAUAUUCUAAAUAUCAGCCACCCUUUUUGGCUAGAAAGUGAUCCUCAAAACUGUGGAGAACCUGAAUAUCAACUGCACUGUGUGAACAAUCAAACAAUACUAAAUCUAUACAAUGGAAAAUACAUUGUACAGGCCAUCAACUACAAUAAGUCCACAAUAAGGGUCACAGAUUCUGGUGUCAUAAAAGACGAUUGCUCUUCCAUUCCUCAAUAUACUUUAACAUAUCACAACUUCACCAAUAUUGGACAACCUUAUAGCUUGUUGUCUGGCAGUAACCCAGAUGUCAUAGCAUUUAUGAGCUGUACAGCCGAAGUUAUUUCUCCUAUUUACAUGGAUACUGCAUCUUGUAUCAAAGGGUUCAACUCUUCCAAUUCUUCUUUAAUUUCUUCCACGAAGUACACUUAUGCUGUACUAGGUGACUUGACGAUAUCAGAGUUGAAGGACUCAUGCAGCAUAAUUGUCAUGGCUAUGACUUCAAAUAUUGACAGUGGUGACCAGGACCUUUCAUAUGGGAAUAUCCACCAGCAACUGGUUGUCGCUACAUGCUCGUUUCCUUCGUCGUUAUCGUUGGAGUAA